AUGGCCAUCUCCUCUCGCCUCGCGCUCUGGGAGCAGAAGAUUCGUGACGAGGACCGAGGGCCACCCCCGUCUGCGCCCCCCCUGCUGCUGUCGGUCAUCCCGGGGGGGUUCAUCAAGCAGCUGGUCCGGGAGACCGAGCAGGAGGCCAAGGCAGCCCGGCGCAGGAAGGAGAGCAGGGUGGGCACCAAGGAGGAGCCCGUGGGGAAGGACGGCGAGGCCCGAGGAGGGCGGGCCAGCGAGGGGCCGCUGCGGAACGGGCUGAAGGCAGAGGGGCAGGGGGCCAAGGGCGUCACAGCCCCCUCCCAAAAGGAGCUGCCCCCCGAGAAGGCUGUGCUGGGGACUGUCCCCAGCAAAACCCCAGCUCCUACACCUGGCCCAGCAGCACCUGCCCCCAAACCAGCAGAGACACCCCCCAAAAAAGCAGAACCAUCCUCCAAACCAGCAGCACCCAAACCGGCGGAGACACCCCCAAAAAGGGCAGACACCCCCUGCAAACCAGCAGAGACGUCCUCAAAAACAGCAGAGACAUCCCCCAAAACAUCAGAGGCUUCUUCCAAACCAUCAGAGACCACCCCCAAACCAGCAGACACCCCUUGCCCGGGGGCUCCCAAGGUGGGAAAGCCAUUGUGGCUAGGGAAGAGACCCAAGGACUCCUUCCUGGGGAGCAGCCCCCCAGCUCCAGCCCCUGCACCCAGCCAGGGCCCCCAGCGUGACAGCAAAGUCCCAGUGAAGGGAGGGGACGUGCCCAAGGGGACAAUCCCUGAGACCCCUGAGAGCACCAAGAAGGAAAAGGGGACAGUCCCUGAGAGCACCAAGAAGGAGAAGGGGACACCCCUGAGGCACGAGGAGCCCCCAGCCAAGGCAAAAGCCCAGAAGGAGCUAUUGUCAGCCAGGAAAGAGCCAGAGAAGAUGAAGAAAGAUGUUGGAGGUGGCAAGAAGGAGCCAAGGGAGAUCAAAAAGCCUGAAAAAAGCACAAACAAGUCAGAGGGUCUCAAGGGGGAGCCAGGAGGAAUCCAAGAGAAGGCCACAGAUGUGGGAAAAGAGGUGGGGAAGGUGAAGGAAGAGCUGGGAAAGAGUAAAGAGAUGCUGAAAGACAGCAAAGGGAAUGGCAAGAGCACAGACAAGGACCAGGCUAAAGAAACAUCGGGAAGGAGCAAAGAGAUGAGCAAGAGCACGGAAAAGGACCAGGAUAAAGAGGCAUCGGGCGAGAGCACGGACAAGGACCAGGCUCCGAGGGACGUUUGGUACGAAGCAGAGAAGGUCUGGCUGAUCCAGCAGGAUGGGUUCACACUCGCCACACAGCUGAAGCCAGACGUGGGGACACCGGAGCUGCCAGCAGGGAGGGUGAGGGUGCGCCGGGAUGACGAUGGCACCGUCACCGAGGUGGACGAGGACAGCGUGCAGAGGACCAACCCCCCCAGCCUGGACCAGGCCGAGGAUCUGGCUGCACUCAUCAGCCUCAAUGAGUGCAGCGUCCUGAACACGCUGCGGCAGCGCUUCCGCGCCCGCCUGCCCUGCACCUACGCGGGGCACAGCCUGGUGGCCAUCGCCACCGGCCCCGCGCCCCCCGGCGGGGCUGCCAAGGUCCCCAGGGGGAGGCGGGACAACCUUCCCCCGCACAUCUGCUCGCUGGCACACAGAGCCUACAGGAACCUGCUGAUGCAGAGGCAGGACCAGGCCAUUGUCCCCCUGGGGCACAGCGGGGCUGGCAGGACCCGGUGCUGCCAGAGCGCUCUGGAAUACCUGGUGGGCACGGCGGGCAGCCUGGACGGCAGGGUCUCAGUGGAGAAGAUCCAGGCGAUGUUCACAGUGCUGGGAGCCUUUGGCUCGGUGACCACCAGCCACAGCAGCAGCUCCACGCGCUUCUCCAUGGUCCUGUCGCUGGAUUUCAGUGCCACUGGCCAGGUCACUGCUGCUCACCUCCAGACCUUGCUGCUGGAGAGGGCCCGCGUUGCCCAGCAGCCCGAAGGAGAGAGCAGCUUCAACAUCUUCCCACUGCUGCUGGCAGGGCUGGAUGUGGCAGAGAGGACGAUGCUGCACCUGCACCAGGUGGCUGAGAGCAAUUCCUUUGGGAUCAAACCCUUCACAAAGCCUGAGGACAAGCAGAGAGCCUCUCUGGCCUUCUCCCAGCUCCGGGCUGCCAUGGGCACGCUGGGCAUCAGCACGGAGGAGCAGGCGGCCGUGUGGCGCAUCCUGGCUGGAAUCUAUCACCUGGGAGCUGCUGGAGCCUGCAGAGUUGGCAGGAAGCAGUUCCUGAGGUUUGAGAGCGCCAGCCGUGCUGCCGAGGUGCUGGGCUGUGAUGUGGAGGAGCUGGGCACUGCUGUCUUCAAACACCACCUGAGGCACAUCCUGGCACAGGUGACAGCACGGGGCCAGCCCCAAGCAGAGGAGAGCACACCAGGGCCAAAGCUGACAGGAGUGGAGUGUGUGCAGGGAAUGGCCUCGGGGCUCUACGAGGAGCUCUUUGCUGCUGUGGUCUCGCUCAUCAACAGGUCCUUCUCCUCCCAGCACCUCUCCAUGGCCUCCAUCGCCGUGGUGGACACCCCUGGCUUCCAGAGCCCGCGGCAGCAGCGGAGCGAGCGGGCGGCCACCUUCGAGGAGCUGUGCCACAACUACGUCCAGGAGAGGCUGCAGGGGCUGUUCUACGAGAAAACCUUCCUGUGGGAGAUGGAGAGGUACAAGGAGGAAAAUGUUGAGGUGUCUUUUGAUCUUCCAGAGCGCUCUCCACUGGCCACGCUGUCCAUCAUCGACCUGAGCUGCUCCCAGCCUCAGGUGCUCCCAGGCAGCCCCGGGGCCGCUCGCCGGGGGCUGCUGUGGAUCCUGGAUGAGGAGGUGCUGAUCCCAGGCUCGGGGGAUGGCACUGCCUUCGAGCGCCUCUGCUCCUACUUCGCCACCAAGGGACCCGACCACGAGGGUGAUGGGCACCUGCGCAGGUGUGAGCAGACCCUGCACUUUGAGAUCUGCCACCAGCUGGGCACGGCCCCUGUGCGCUACGACCUCACGGGCUGGGUCAGCAAGGCCAAGUUCAACCUCUCGGCCCAGAAUGCCAUCCAGCUGCUGCAGAAUUCCACAGUAGCCGCGGUUCGGGAGCUGGUGCAGCCGCGGGCGAGGGCUCCUCUGCCCUGCCGAGCCCUGGCCGGGCUGGACGGGCGCUCCCAGGCCGCCCUGCACCGCAACUCCUGCCUGAGGAAAACCUUCGCCAGCAGCUUCGCCGCCGUGAGGAAGAGGUCGGUGUGUGCCCAGGUCAAGCUGCAGGCGGAUGCCCUCACCAACCUCCUCCGACGGUCCCAGCUGCACUUUGUCCACUGCCUCCUCCCAGGGAUGGGCGGGGAAGGGCCAGUCCCUCGGCCCCCAGCGCCGCCAGAUGCAGCCCCACAGCUGGAUGUGGUGGCCCUGAGGACACAGCUGGAGGGGACCCAGCUCCUGGAUGCCCUGCGCCUGCACCGUGUCGGGUAUUCGGACCGGCUGCUCCUCACCCAGUUCUGCAGGCGCUUCCAGGUGCUGGCUCCGGAGGUGAUGAAGAAGCACAGCUCUGCCUACGAGGUGCCAGACGAGAGCAAGGCUGUCGAGGAGCUGUUCCAGGCGCUGGAUCUGGAGAAGAAGAGCGUUGCCAUAGGGCGCACCCAGGUGUUCCUGAAGCCAGGGGUCAUCUCCAGGCUGGAGAAGCAGCGGGACAAGCUGAUAGCCCAGAAGAUGACUCUGCUCCAGGCUGCCUGCAAGGGCUUCCUCAGCCGCCAGAAAUUCAAGAGAUUGAAGAUCCAGCGCCUCGCCAUCCGCUGCAUCCAGAAGAACCUGCUGCUGUUCCAGGCAGUCAGGCACUGGCCCUGGUGGCAGCUGCUGAGCCACGUGCGGCCCCUGCUCAGCAUUAACCUCGCCGAGGAGCAGCUCCGUGCUAAGGAAGAGGAGCUGGCGGCGCUGAGAAGGAAGCUGGAAAAAUCCGAGCAGGCGUGCAGCGAGCUCAGACAGACUACAGAGAGUCUGGAGAGCAAGAUCAUCGACCUGACCACGGAGCUGUCGGACGAGCGGUACAAGGGCGAUGUCACCUGCCAGGCCCUGGAUGGGGAGCGGGCAGAGCGGCUGCGGGGCACCCGCGAGCUGCAGGAGCUGCAGAGCAAACACGACCAAGUGCAGAAGAAGCUGGAGUCGGUGGAGAAGCAGCUGGAGGAGGCUCAGCAGCUGGUGCAGCUGCGGGAGAUGAAGAUCAGCGGCUCUGGAGGAGAGGACGAGUGGCAGGUGAGGUUUGACUGUGCCCAGACCGAGAUUGUUUUCCUGAGGAAGCGCCUGGCACAGCUGGAGGAGCGGCUGGAGGCAGAGCUGGGCACCAGGACAGGGCUGGAGCAAAAGCUGGGGGAGGCGCAGGCUGCGUGCCAGGCGGCGCGGGACGGGGCGCAGCGGCUGCGGCGGCGCUGCCAGCGCCUGGUCUGCGAGCUGGAGGACGCCCGGGUGCUGGCUGAGAACCAGCAGAGCCGCAGCCACGAGCUGGAGAAGAGGCAGAAGAAGUUUGACCUGCAGUUAGCCCAGGCCCUGGGGCAAUCUGCAUUUGAGAAAAGCCUCCGAGAGAAGCUGUCCCAGGAGAACACGAGCAUCCGUUGGGAGAUGGGCAAACUACAGCAGAGCCUGGAGCACAAGGAGGCCGAGGUGGCCAGGCUGGAGCAGCAGGUGGCCGUGCUGGCCGGCCGAGUGCAGGAGCUCAGCACCCCCGGCGCCACGGACACGGUGCCUGCGCUCAAAAAGAAGCUCUGGGACCUGGAGGGCAGCGCUGCUGAGCAGAAGAAGGAGCUGGAGCGGCAAACAGCUGCUGUUGAUCACCUGGAGCAGGUCCACGAGAGGCUGGAGCUGGAGAUCGAGCGGAUGAAGCAGAUCCACCAGAAGGAGCUGGAGGACAAGGAUGAGGAGCUGGAGGACAUGCAGAAGUCCUGCCAGAAGAGGCUCCGGCAGCUGGAGCUGCAGCUGGAGCAGGAGCACGAGCAGAAGCAGAUGGUGCUGCACGAGAAGCAGGACCUGGAAGGGCUCAUUGGCACCUUGUGUGAGCAGAUCGGCCACCGCGACUUCGACGUGGAGAAGCGGCUGCGGCGGGACCUGCGCAGGACCCGCGCCCUCCUGGCCGAUGUUCAGCUGCUGCUGGCGGCCCCGGCAGAGCCCGGGGGCAGCACCCAGGAGCUGGAGCACCUGCACAAACAGCUGGAAGAGAGUGAAGCAAAGUGUGCAGAGGCUCAGCGAUCCCAGCAGACAGCAGCCCUGGAGCUGGAGAACCUGCACACGGAGCUGGAGACCCUCAGCAGGAACAAAACCCUGGUGGAUGAGCAGCUGUUCCAGGUGCAGCGUGAGAGGGAUGACCUGCUGAAACGCAUCGAUGAGGACCAGGAGGACCUGAACGAGCUCAUGGAAAAGCACAAGGCUCUGAUCGCCCAGUCAGCCACAGACAUCGCUCAGAUCCGGGAGCUGCAGACACAGGUGGAGGAGAAGAAAGAAAAGCAGAGCCUGCAGGAGAAGCUGCAGGCAGCUCAGGCCAGGGCGGCACAGCUGGAGCAGUGCCCGGCCGAGCGCUCCAUCGUCAGCCGGCAGGAAGCGCGGAUCCGGGACCUGGAGAGCCAGCUGGACUUCCAGGCUGUGCAGAUGAAACGCUUCGAGGUGCUGGUGCUGCGCCUGCGGGACAGCAUCAUCCAGAUGGGAGAGGAGCUGGAGAAGGCAGCGGAGUCGGAGGCGCGGGAGAGGGAGAACACCAGGUACUACCAGAGGAGGAUGGAGGAGAUGAAGGCUGACAUGGAUGAGCUGGUGCAGAGGGAGCUGGAGUCCAGCCGGCGGCGCAUGGAGCUGGAGCAGCAGCUGGCAGAGCUGGCAGAGGUGAGGCAGGUGCUGCAGGCUGACCUGGGCACCUCCAUCCGCCGCAUCGCAGACCUGCAGGUGGCCCUGGAGGGGCUGCGUGACAGCGACGACAGCGACGGUGACAGCGUGCGGACGGCGCGGGAGUCGCUGUGCUCCAGGAGAGACACGGAUGCCUGCUCCAGUGUUGGCUCCGUGCUCAGCCUGGAGCCUGCAGAGAGUGUCAAGUCCUGGGCGAGUUCCUCCACAGGCUGGACAUCCCUGGCGAGUGCCAGCGUGGCCGGGAGCAUUGCAGCACCAUCCGUGGGCAGCCGCAGCACCCAGAGCCUCAGGAUAAGCAGAGACACCAAGGAGCCCACUCUGAGUCGGCCACUGUCCUCCCGGAGCGCAGAUCCAGGGAGCACAGCGAGUCCCCUGCUGGGAGCCAGAAGACGGGAAUAUGGCAAACCUCUGGCAGAAGAAGAGGAGAUGGAGAGCCCAAAGAAACCCGUGGAUAAGAUAGGAGAGACAUCCCCAUCGGUGCUGCGGCAGGGUGGCUCCCCGGCUCCGGAUGGGAGGUUGCCCAGCGCGGUGUCCCCGCUGGUGCCCAGCAGGAGGAGGCUCUCGGUGGCGUCGGGGUCGCUCUCGGUGUCCUCGGGGCCGGUGUCCAGCUCUGCUGCCCUGUCCGAGUACGUGGAGGAGCUGCGGCGGCAGCGGGGAGCGGAGCGGGAGCCGGGGCUGCCGGCGCUCGGGGACACCUCUCCGCUCCCCAUUUACCGCACCACCGGUGCCUCGGCCCUGCGGCGCUCCAGGGCUGUCCCUGCGGCCGAGGAGCCCCCGGGGAGGCUGGAGGGAGAUCGGGCAGGGGAAGGUGAAGGAGCAGGUGCCAGCCUCACGCGCUCCUCCAGCUUGAGGAGCAUGGCCUCGGAGCCGGCCGAGCCCCCGCAAUCCCCAGCGCUGAAAAAGGCGUCGAAAUUCGGCUCCUACGACUCGCUCCUGCCGGCCCCCGACGGCUCCGGCCGCCGGCCGAGCUCCCCGGCUGCCGGCAUGGAUUUGCCAAGGCUGAGCUCCUGGAGGAGCUGCCUGGAGCCGUCGCUGGAGGAUGUGGAGCUGGGGAAGGAGCCGGAGGGAUUUCUGAGCUCCCUGUCCAGCGAUGGGCUGGGUGAGGGCAAGGGCAGCGACCCCUUCAGCUGGCGAAUCCCCACCCUCAACUACGAGAGGAGAACCAAGGUUGACUUCGAUGAUUUCCUGCCGGCCAUCCGCAAAUGCUCCACCAGCAGCCUGGGCAGAGCCCGCAGGGACAGGAGGGACGGACACCGGCCCCUCACCGUGCGCUUCGAGGACGAGGCCAUCGCGGCCGCUCCGGAGGCCUCUGACACCAAGGGCAUGGCCAAGGGCAGCCGGGAAGAGCUGGGGGAUGUCUCUGACUCCUCCUCGUCCUCUGGCUCCCGCCUGUCCUCCCGCAGCGCCGACAGCAUCAAGCCGCCGCAGCCCCCGAGAGGGGACGGGGAGGGCUCCAGCAGCCAGGGCAGCGGGAUGAGCGCGAGAGCCGAGGCCGAAGGGAAGGAGGACGAUGUCAGCAGCAUCAUGAAGAAAUACCUGGGCAAAGACUAAGGAAGCAAAUUUGCAUAAUGCACCGUCCCACUUUCUGCAGGAUUUGUUUCGAUCGAGCACAGCAGCUGGCCCCGACCCGCAGUGACGAGGAGCACGUUGGGCACACAGCUUCCCUGCUCCUGCAGAACCACCUCACGUCAGCACAGACCUCAAAGGGCUCCACAGAAGUCAUGGGAUGGUUCUACACACUUUUUUGGUCUUGGACAUACCGUGGUUUCCUUCUGCUCCCGCCCCAUUUCCCAGUGCAGCAGCUUUGCUCAGGGCCAGCCGCGGGGACAAGGACUUUCCUGUUCUCCUGCAGUUGUUUGACGUGGGAGUUGGUGCUUUAAUUAAAACCCAGCGGCUGCCACAGAAGCUGAGGAUGUGCCAUGGCCCGGGAAAGGCUCCAAGAGGAGCUGGAGGGACACCAAACCCCUCCUUUGUAACCCAGAGCUGCAGCCCAGGUGUCUCACCCCACGUUGCACUGCUCAAAAAUCAGCUUUGAGGAUUCUCUUGGGUCUCAGCGUGACACCCAGCAACAGCAGAGCUCUGGAGCUUUCAUAAUUCCACAGGUAUUUGAAGAUGGAUCCAUCUGUGCUUCCAUGGCUCCAGCCUGUGGGCACAUCCCAGUGGCAUGCAAGGCACAUGUGUGGGGGCAAUGGGGGGCUCUAUUUAAAGUCUGCUUGGUUUUUACACAAUAAAAUAUUUGCUUCUUUGACACACCAGGUCCCUUCUUGUUAUUCCUUUCCCCAGGUCCGUGGAAGUGGUGCAGCACAGAGCUGAUCGCAUCCUUCCAAAAAAACUUCUCAGCCUCACCCUUCUCUCCCUAGAAGAGUCCCAAACUUAUUCCUUGAUCAGAGGUUUGGGACAAAAGGAUGUAGGUCCGUGCACAAAUCUGUCCUCUCCAUCAGAGAUUUCCAAGCCAUUUGCUUGGCUGGGAAAUCUGCACAGAUUUGCACAACCUCCCAGGAACCCCUGGGACAGCCACAGGGCAAUGGCAGCUUGAAAGGCCAAUUGGGCACUGUUCAGCAUUUUGUUUUGCCUGUUGGAUUCUUCACCUUCACUUCUAAUUUAAAGCAAAGCCUUGCAGCAAGCAGCAUUUUCCUUGUCAGCGAUGGAUGGGGAGCCUGGGGAUGAGGGCUCACAUCAGCACUUUGCUCGGCCGCCUGUCAGCAAUUCCCAACCAUUCCUGGGUCCUGGCAGCUCUGCAGGGCCAGCAGCCUGGCAGGAUGCUCAGGGUGACAUUCCCUGUGCUCCCACGUGUCCCUCUCACGACGUGUGCCUCAUGCAAGAAGGCGCAGAUGAAGAAAUUGGCUCUAAUUAGUUUUAAAUCGGUCUUUUUUUAAUGAUUCUGCUAUUUCUGGGAGGAAAAAGCAAAUGCUUUUCUCUUUUGCAGUGAGUAUUUGGAGUGCUCCCCAGAGGGAUUUCAUAGACCAGGGAAUCACAGAAGGGUUUGGGUGGGAAGGGACAUUAAAAAU
Molecule: messenger RNA, 8873 nt
Organism: Catharus ustulatus (Swainson's thrush)
Lineage: Eukaryota; Metazoa; Chordata; Aves; Passeriformes; Turdidae
Gene: MYO18B
Product: myosin XVIIIB
Cellular component (GO): myosin complex
Molecular function (GO): ATP binding; protein binding; cytoskeletal motor activity
Source: RefSeq, a predicted model, not a curated record